AUGGCCUCAGGGAGCGAGGGUGACCCACCCGGGGCACAGGGACGCCAGGGCAGUGCCAGGCACCGGCGGGCACAGGAGCUCAACUCAGAAACCCAGGUGGUGGAGGAGACGGAGGAGGUGUUCCGGAGCUAUGCCUUCUACCGCUACCGGCAGGAGAGGGAGGAGGGAGGGGAGGAGGUGCCCCUGGACCCUGAGAUUGAGGAGUUCCAGCAGGAGGAGGUCUCCAGCACGGGGAGCCAGGUGGGGAGGCGCUUGGCCAUCAUCGGGGAUGACAUCAAUGAGCGCUACGACGAAGAGUUCCGCUGCAUGCUGAAGUCCCUGCAGCCCAACAAGGACAAUGCCUAUGAGUACUUCACCAAGAUAGCCUCCAGCUUGUUCGAGAGCGGCAUCAACUGGGGCCGCGUGGUGGCGCUGCUGGGCUUCGGGUACCGCAUGGCGCUGCACGUGUACCAGCAGGGCAUCCCCGGCUUCCUGCGCCGCAUCGCCAGAUACGUGGCCGAGUUCAUGCUGCACAACCACAUCGCCCGGUGGAUCGCCCAGCAGGGAGGAUGGGUGGCUGCGCUCAAGCUGGACAAUGUUUACGUGAACUACAUGCUGGUGGUGGUGGUCCUGGUGCUGGUGGGGCAGCUGGUGGUACGACGCUUCUUCAGGCCCUGACUGAGGUGUAGGCAGAGGCUGGGGGGGUCUGGCCAAGCUCUCAGAUCUCUGCUCUCCAUUGACACUUCCCAAGAGA
Messenger RNA from Indicator indicator, 733 nucleotides. It is a transcript of the gene BAK1, whose product is annotated as BCL2 antagonist/killer 1. Gene Ontology annotation, cellular component: mitochondrial outer membrane. Bases 1 to 657 code for a protein of 218 amino acids. The record is from RefSeq and is a predicted model, not a curated record. Gene Ontology annotation, biological process: extrinsic apoptotic signaling pathway in absence of ligand; intrinsic apoptotic signaling pathway in response to DNA damage; regulation of apoptotic process. NCBI's taxonomy places the organism in Eukaryota, Metazoa, Chordata, Aves, Piciformes, Indicatoridae. Gene Ontology annotation, molecular function: protein homodimerization activity; protein heterodimerization activity. The transcript has 5 exons.